AUGGCCGAGAACGAACCACUCCAGAAUAUGGGUGAUGAUCCAAAGGACUACUCACCAUCUCCCCCGAAAGAGGCUUCACCAGAAGAUCCGUCAGAGCCGGAGUCACAACAACCAGAGGAGACUGAAAGGCCGCUUGCAUAUUCUCCCUGGACGGCGCGCUGGGACGCCCAGAAAGGACCACGCUUCACGUGGAAGAACACCAUCCAUACUGGACUUGCACCUGAGGUCCCCCGGAUUGAUGAUCCAGUCCACUAUCUCGAUACCGGCUUUACAGCAGACCCGUCCUAUGCCAGCAAGCCCCUGCCAAACAGCGAGGAUCUAGACAUCCUUUUUCGCACAGAGAAUUAUCAGAUAUCGAAACUUUUCGGGCUGCGCACAUGGCAAGCUGCAGGGUUAUUUCGCUGGGUUAAUUUCGAUCCAGAUCGGUUUGGACCCAUGUCGGGGGGACAUUUACCGUCCGACGUAGGCGCCAAUGCCGACGCAAUCGCCCAGGUAUACGAUCGGGCCAAAAUUCGAGUCGAUGAGUCGCAAUGGUUUGGCUUUUUGCAAAAACGGAGAUGGUACGACUGGGUUGAGACUAUCCCCCCUGGGAAAGUUCAAGGUUCAAGAAUUUGGAGCGUGAAUGACCCAAAGGUAUGGAAAGAAUUAAGUAUAUGCUUUGAACUCGUAAACAGAAUGUUCAAUGCACUUAUCGAAGAUAGAAGUGAAGCUGGUAUGCUGGAUUCUGACGUAUCUGCACUUGAAACGAUCCUAUUUGGUCGAAUAGACACCUGGGGAAACGCGAUACCCCCGGAAUAUCCUCAUCAAUGCACAUACGAUGAUGCCCGGGUCCUUUUAAGCUACCGAAUGGAACAACACCUGGCGGCGGUCACCGGUAAACCUUGCCAGUACGACGACAUGCGUCAGAUGUCCAAGUCUCAAUGGAGAAAAAGGCUGGAAGAAAUUCUUGGUACACAUCUGUGGAGUUUUAUAAUGGAUACCAGAGAUGAUGCCGACGCUUGGGAUCACUGUCUCAAAGGUUCAAAUUUCACAUCCAUAACCUUAAUUAACUGUGACACGCUAGAUCAUCUAAUGAACACGCCAUUAACCAUUGCGGAACGAUGCGCGAUACAGGUCCAUCUAUCAUCCACAAUCGUGCAUGAGCUUUGCCAUGCGAUCUUUGCCGGGAGGUUUCAAAACUAUCUUCCUUUCCCCAAAUACAAAGGCAAAAAAAACGUCCUAUUGCCUCCAGAGCCGUAUUUAGACUGUCAAGGCAUAAGUGAACUCGGCCAUACUAUGGAACAGCAGUUCUUCGGUGGCACCUCAAACCUUGCCCGCCCACCUAUGACGACCGUCUGUCUGGGCUCAGUUACCUUCCGCGUACCCAACUUAAGUCUCAAAGACUAUAGGGGACUUCCUGGGGCUUGGUCGCGACCAAACGCUCCAAUUAUUGGACAUCAGAUACCGGCAUCUUGGACGUCAAAAUUGUUAGCUGAGGCCUUCUGGAGUGAUAAUAGCAUACCGCAAAAGAGUGCAUCUUUCUUCCACAGACCGUUUACAUUCACAAAUCAGACCUUCGUCUCAACGUCAGCUGUAGAGCUUGGAGAGGUAAUUGUCGACGAAGAAAAACUUGAACCCCCUUCCACCACCUCUCGUACAGAUAUGAUGAUAGUGAAGACCUGGUGGGAGAGAGAAGAGAUCUAUUAUAAUAUUCGAGGAGAAUGGUGGCAAGAUGAGCACUCCAAGUGGAAACAAUCCCCGUGGGGGUGCGAGAAAUACAUGGUCGGACUGUAUGACUUCGCUGAUGCCUUCGCCAAGAAAGACGUCAUUCGCUGUGGUCAAAUAUCCAUACUAUUGACUCAUAUCGCCAACUGGAGUGUCGACCAGGGAACAUUCCAGGAAUGCAUGCCAUCGGACAAUCGUGAUUUAAGCCCGGUGUGGGUAUUUCACUGUAUCGGGCUACUCAUGAUGGCAGCGAUUCCUAUACGAUUUGCCCCCGUGCGCAUUACGCGCAAGAAACGGGAGGAUUUUGUGUAUUCGACCUAUCCUAGCCGAGAGGCAAUGGCCGCUGGGCACGAGAAUACCAUUAAGAUACCAUUUAAUUCAAUAAAUGAGGGUGACGAUGUCCCCUCCAGUACGUUCUACAAUCAGAUUCGCGGUACAGGCGAGAAGCACGAUUUUACACAGAUGGAUUAUCUCGAAUUAGCAGUCCAGACUCUAUCUGACGUAUUGAGCUAUGCCCCUGCAUACUGGAGUUGGGCGAAUGCGCUGAUGCAAGCAUACCAUAGCCUCAAAGCAGAUCGAGAAGAAAUGCAGGAACUACUUCGUGAAGCGCACCCGUUCAGCUGGGCACCAACGUGGCCUUUCAAGAUCCCACCGUACGAUAAACGUGUUGGCCGUUUUAAAGACGAUGGAUUCCAUCGACUGACUUGGAACAGAGAUGGGGAUUUGGUAUAUAUGUAA
This is a messenger RNA of Xylaria bambusicola, 2442 nucleotides long. RefSeq lists its product as uncharacterized. The transcript is spliced from 11 exons. NCBI's taxonomy places the organism in Eukaryota, Fungi, Ascomycota, Sordariomycetes, Xylariales, Xylariaceae. The coding region runs from base 1 to 2442 and encodes 813 amino acids. The record is from RefSeq and is a predicted model, not a curated record.